Messenger RNA from Amphimedon queenslandica, 1379 nucleotides. Its product is annotated as lethal(3)malignant brain tumor-like protein 1. The transcript is spliced from 5 exons. Lineage: Eukaryota; Metazoa; Porifera; Demospongiae; Haplosclerida; Niphatidae. The record is from RefSeq and is a predicted model, not a curated record. Gene Ontology annotation, biological process: negative regulation of DNA-templated transcription. The coding region runs from base 1 to 693 and encodes 230 amino acids. Gene Ontology annotation, molecular function: chromatin binding; histone binding. Gene Ontology annotation, cellular component: nucleus.
AUGUUGAAGGAAAGCGUCCAAAAAGCAGGCACUGGUAGUUUAUUGUUUCGUGUUGGAAUGAGACUAGAGGCUAAGGACCGUAUGAACCCAGAGCUCAUCUGUGUCGCUACUGUGAAAUCAAUAAAACCAAAUGGGGACUUGUUGAUUCAUUUUGAUGGAUGGAGUGACGGCUAUGACUACUGGUGUAAGCCGGAUUCAACUGAUAUCCAUCCAGCCAUGUGGUGUAACAAGCAUAACAAGAAGGUUACUCCUCCUAAAGGUCACGUUGGGAAUUUCUUGUGGAAUACUUAUUUACAUGAUCCGGAUAUUAAUCCUGCCCCAGCUCAUAUAUUCACUGAGUUGCAGCUGGGUGUUGCUCCAUCAGGUAACAGGAACCAGUUGAGAUUAUUCCGAGUUGGUAUGAGACUGGAAGCUAAAGACAGAGCCAAUCCUGCCCUCAUUUGUGUUGCUACAAUAACUGAUAUUAACGAUAAUAAAUUACUCAUUCAUUUUGAUGGCUGGUCAAACCGGUAUGACUACUGGUGUGAUCCGGAUACAGUUGAUAUCCACCCGAUAAGCUGGUGUGCUAGUAAAGGAAUUCACCUUCAACCACCUCAUGGUCGGCACGGUCGGUUUACUUGGGAGGUCUAUCUACAGGAGGUUGGAGCAGAGAGAGUGCCAAAUGAGGUCUUCACACCAGCUCAAAGACAAUAAUAUUUAUUAUUGGUGUAGUGGAGUCAGACUUGGGUCAAAUACAAAUAGUAUUUGUAAUUAGUCGUAUUUAAAUACUUUUGAAAGUAUUUGUAUUUGUAUUUGUAAUUUGAGUUUUUGCAACAGGAAGUAUUUGUAUUUGCAAUUGAAAUACAGCAGGGAAGUAUUUCAAAAUACAGCAAAAUACUUUAAAAUACUUCAAUGUGGAUGAAGAUGCUGUUUGAGUGACAAAACUUUGAAAUACUAACGUUCACUAAAUGCAAUACAUGACUAUAACUAAAUAUUAUUGAUUAUACAUGCAUGCAUAAUGAAAAGAGGCUUUCAAUUUACUUGAUUGAUUAAUUCAUAAAACUACGUAGUUAAUAACUGUCUAUACUUGAGAAGAAAGUAUUUGUAAUUGUAAUUGAAAUACAUGUAUGCAGUAUUUGUAAUUGUAUUUAAAUACAAAGCUGAAAACAGUAUUUGUAUUUGUAUUUGUAUUUUUGUUUUUGUACAGUAUUUGUAUUUAAAUACUUCCACGUUGUAUUUGACCCAAGUCUGAGUGGAGUUUUAGCAAGUUUACAAUGUCAUGUAUUAGAUAUAAAUAUUACAUGUGUUUUUCACUCGUAACUAUUUUUCUAUUAUCACUAACAUUUUUAUUCCUUUGAUUUUUAUUUUGUAAUUGGCCAGCUCAUGAUUUUAUAUACAAA